Molecule: messenger RNA, 1588 nt
Organism: Engraulis encrasicolus (European anchovy)
Lineage: Eukaryota; Metazoa; Chordata; Actinopteri; Clupeiformes; Engraulidae
Gene: gapdhs
Product: glyceraldehyde-3-phosphate dehydrogenase, spermatogenic
Exons: 11
Coding region: 135-1142 (335 amino acids)
Biological process (GO): glucose metabolic process; glycolytic process
Cellular component (GO): cytosol
Molecular function (GO): glyceraldehyde-3-phosphate dehydrogenase (NAD+) (phosphorylating) activity; NAD binding; NADP binding
Source: RefSeq, a predicted model, not a curated record
ACGUUUCCAGGGAGACUGAGCGGGUGCACGUGUCCUGUAUAAAAGCGAGAGGCGUUGCUUGUAAGCUGAGCAGACACUGCAGCAUCUUGUCGUGAGGACCACAGAGACCACAACAUCCCCCCUAAGUCGCAAUAAUGCCUGAACUCUGCGUUGGAAUCAACGGCUUUGGCCGCAUCGGUCGCCUGGUCCUGAGGGCCUGCCUGGAUAAGGGCAUCAAAGUCGCAGCCAUCAACGACCCCUUCAUCGACCUCCAGUACAUGGUCUACAUGUUCAAGUAUGACUCCACCCACGGACGUUACAAGGGCGAGGUGGAGCACGAUGGCAACAAACUGCUUGUCGAUGGACAGAGCAUCUCUGUGUUCCAGUGUAUGAAGCCAGCUGAGAUCCCCUGGGGCAGCGCUGGGGCCCAGUACGUGGUGGAGUCCACCGGAGUCUUCCUCAGCAUCGAGAAGGCUUCCGCUCACAUCCAGGGAGGUGCCAAGCGUGUUGUGGUGUCUGCCCCCUCCCCUGACGCACCCAUGUUCGUCAUGGGAGUCAACGAGGACAAAUACGACCCAUCCAGCAUGACCAUUGUCAGCAACGCAUCCUGCACCACCAACUGCCUAGCUCCUCUGGCCAAGGUCAUCCAUGACAACUUCGGCAUCGAGGAGGCUCUCAUGACCACAGUCCACGCCUACACCGCCACCCAGAAGACAGUGGACGGCCCCUCCGCCAAGGCCUGGCGCGAUGGCCGUGGUGCCCACCAGAACAUCAUCCCUGCUUCCACUGGUGCCGCCAAGGCCGUCGGCAAGGUCAUCCCCGACCUCAACGGCAAACUGACCGGCAUGGCCUUCCGCGUGCCUGUGGCCGACGUGUCCGUGGUGGACCUGACCUGCCGCCUGUCCCGGCCAGCCAGCUACGCCGACAUCAAGGAGUCCGUCAAGAAGGCCGCACACGGACCCAUGAAAGGCAUUCUGGGAUACACAGAGGACUCUGUUGUCUCCUCUGACUUUGUCGGUGACACCCACUCCUCCAUCUUCGAUGCCGGUGCCGGAAUCUCCCUUAACGACAACUUUGUUAAACUGAUUUCCUGGUAUGACAACGAGUACGGCUACAGCAACCGUGUGGCUGACCUGCUCCUGUACAUGCACUCCAAGGAGUAAGCGGACCCCCCCCAACUCACCCACCCACCUCUAGCCCUUAGAAGAAGAGGCCGCAGUGGGACCACCGUUCCUUCUUUUACAUGCACUCACCUCAUAGUUCAAGCCAUAGUGACUUCCCCUCACUAGCUCUACCUGCUUUCGUCUCCUCCAAAACACUCUACAAGGCAUUUUUUUAGGCUCUGUAGCGGUCUCUCGUGUGUGAUUAUUAGUUUGUUUUCCUUUUACAAAGAGAAGUCGGCGCACUUGGAGGCGGACAUUUUGAAUUGACAGUAUUUGUGUCUGUGUCACCCCCUCAAACGAGCAUUGCUGUAGGUGUUUCCAUACUGGGUGUUGCCAUGUUAUAUUGGUGUUUGAGAAUUAACGGUUAUAAAAGAAACAAUUAUGGUGAAAGCUGUACCGUGACUAAAGAGGACAUCUGAAAUAAUAAAUAUGUUUCAAAAAACCCA